AUGAAGAGCGUUUCGAGAAAGACCCGGAUGACCGUUGCCGCGGCAACCGCGACAACGAAUGGGGAGCGAGCGCCUCUCCGCGCCUGCGCGCCGGCUGCUCUCGGGGGACGCCCGGCGCUUUCAACCCCUGACGUCAUCGGGAGGCGCCGGCGGGAAGGUCGACGCGCUCCUUCCCUCCCUCUUGGAAAGAUGGCGGCGGCCGCGCUGUGGGGUUGCCGGGUAAGGGGGGACGGGGCGAGGGGGGUGGGGCGCCUUCGUGUGUGUCUUGGGGGGGGGGGCUCCCCACCUUCCUUCCCCAAACCUCCCCGAGCCAGGGCCUGGUAAUUGGACUCAAGCCCCAUUUCGAAGGAAAGCGUGCCCCUGAGCACGUGCAGAGGGCUCUACCGGUCGUGCUGCCGAGGAGAGGCACCGCGAGGAAGGAGGUGGUGCCCCUGCGCAUGUGCAGAGGGGCUCCCCCUCCUUGCCAUUGUUGAGUCGUUUAGUCGUGUCCGCCUCUUUGUGACCCCCUGGACCAGAGCACGCCAGGCACUCCUGUCUUCCACUGCCUCCCACAGUUUGGUCAAACUCAUGCUGGUAGCUUCGAGAACACUGUCCCACCAUCUCGUCCUCUGUCGUCCCCUUCUCCUUGUGCCCUCCAUCUUUCCCAACAUCAGGGUCUUUUCCAGGGAGUCUUCUCUUCUCAUGAGGUGGCCAAAGUACUGGAGUCUCAGCUUCAGGAUCUGUCCUUCCAGUGAGCGCUCAGGGCUGACUUCCUUCAGAAUGGGUAGGUUGGAUCUUCUUGCAGUCCAUGGGACUCUCAAAAGUCUCCUCCAGCACCAGAAUUCAAAAGCAUCAAUUCUUCGGCGAUCAGCCUUCUUUACGGUCCAGCUCUCACUUCCAUACAUCACUACUGGGAAAACCAUAGCUUAAACUAUACGGACCUUUGUUGGCAAGGUGAUGUCUCUGCUUUUUAAGAUGCUGUCUAGGUUUGUCAUUGCUUUUCUCCCAAGAAGCAGGCGUCUUUUAAUUUCGUGGCUGCUGUCACCAUCUGCAGUGAUCAUGGAACCCAAGAAAGUAAAAUCUCUCACUGCCUCCAUUUCUUCCCCUUCUAUUUGCCAGGAGGUGAUGGGACCAGUGGCCAUGAUCUUAGUUUUUUUGAUGUUGAUCUUCAGACCAUAUUUUGCACUCUCUUCUUUCACCCUCAUUAAAAGGUUCUUUAAUUCCUCCUCACUUUCUGCCAUCAAUGUUGUGUCAUCUGCAUAUCUGAGGUUGUUGAUAUUUCUUCCGGCAAUCUUAAUUCCGGCUUGGGAUUCAUCCAGCCCAGCCUUUCGCAUGAUGAAUUCUGCAUAUAAGUUAAAUAAGCAGGGAGAUAAUAUGCAGCCUUGUCAUACUCCUUUCCCAAUUUUGAACCAAUCAGUUGUUCCAUAUCCAGUUCUAACUGUAGCUUCUUGUCCCACAUAGAGAUUUCUCAGGAGACAGAUGAGGUGAUCAGGCACUCCCAUUUCUUUAAGAACUUCCCAUAGUUUGCUGUGGUCGACACAGUCAGAGGCUUUUGCAUAGUCAAUGAAGUCAAUGAAGCAGAAGUAGAUGUCUUUCUGGAACUCUGUAGCUUUCUCCAUAAUCCAGCGCAUGUUUGCAAUUUGGUCUCUGGUUCCUCUGCCUCUUCUAAAUCCAGCUUGCUCCUUGCCAUAGCUGUCAACUUUUCCCUUUUCUUGCGAGGAAUCCUAUUCGGAAUAAGGGAAUUUCCCUUAAAAAAAGGGAAAACGUUGACAGCUAUGCUCCUUGCUGCUUCGUCCCGCAUGCUCGUUUGACUCACAACCCCAUAGCCCCUGAGCACGUGCAAAGGGCCCUCCCAUCCUUCCGUUGAGACGGUGCUGCUAAGGAACAAACAGACCCUCUUUCUGUUGAGAAGUUUGGGCCCCAUGAGAAAGGGGAGGGGAGAGACCCCUGAGUUCCCCUCUCUUUUGCUUUUCCUUGAGGAUUUUUCUUCCGGCUCCCUGACAAAGGGGAGGGGAGCUGCUGAGCAUGUGCAGAGUACCUCUCAUUCCUUUUGCCGAAUACUUCCAUAUUAAAAAGUAAUACUGGUCUGUAUUAUUUAAAACACAUUAGGAAGAGCAUGCCAUUGAGCGUGUUCAGAGUGCCUUUUUAAAAAUAAUUUAAAAAGCACACACACCCAUCCAGUGUUAAAGAUGAGAACUCUCUCUCCCUCUAUAUUUUUAAUGUAUUUUUAAAUCUCUUGUUGGAAGCUGCCCAGAGUGGCUGGGGAAACCCAGUCAGAUGGGCAGGAUAUAAGUAAUAAAUUGUUGUUGUUGUUAUUUUAUUGGAGGUGAAGACAAAUACAGCCCCCUCACCUAUUCCUUUAAAAAAUUAACUACUGGGUCUCAUGUGGCUGAUUGUUUCUGUUAGGGAAAAGUAAUGGUAAUGGGGUUUGGAGGCUUGGCCUCUUUGCUAUCCAUCCCUCAACAAGCCUGUUUUGCAAGCACUAUUAAACAAGAGCACCUUAUCUUUCUCCUCCUAGAAAUGCCUUUUAAAUGUAUGGCUUGUAUCCGGACGAAGCUCAGGCCCCUUGCACCAUGUUUUCCUCGUGCAUCGAACUGGCAGACCUGCACUGGAGCUGUACCAGGUAUGCUUUGCAAAUCAAACCUUUUUGUGCAUAACUGUAGUGGAGGCAGUUGCUGAGAGUUGGGCAUUGCAGAGCAAGAACUGCCAGGCUGGGAGGGAGGGAGGAACCCUCCCCCAAGAGCAGUAAAUAAACACUCUGACUGGCAGCAUCUCUCUAGGCUUUUAAACAAUGGAUCUUUCCUACCUGGAUAUUGGACCUAGGACCUGUUGCAUGCAAGAUAGAUGCUCUGCAAUUGAGCUAUGGCCCUUCCUUUUAGAAAAAAGUAAGAUUCCAGACCUCGUACUUCUGAAUAAAAGGGCCAAUUUGAAAAGGAAGUUGCUUUACACUGUUAACGCCAGAAAACUUCUCUUUAGGCUCGAUGUUCCUCCUCCGGAGGCCGGAAAGGUUUUAUCUCCGGCUUUGUGGAGAAUAUUAAGCAGGAGCUGGCCAAAAACAAGGAGAUGAAGGAAAGUAUUAAAAGGUUCAGAGACGAAGCGAAGAAGUUGGAAGAGUCGGAGGCCCUGCAGGAAGCGAGGCGGAAAUACGUGAGUCUGUUUCCUUCAUGCAGUUGAGGCUUGAUUUCUCUGGUGCGUUUCUCUUCCUCUUCCUGGGAGUUGCAGACCAGAGCAAAAGAGAAUAAUAAUAAUAAUAAUAACAUAUGAUUUAUACCCCGCCCAUUUGGCUGGGCUUCCCCAGCCACUCUGGGCGGCUUCCCAAAAAAUAUCAAAAUACUGUAAUACAUCAAACAUUAAAAGCUUCCCUAAACAGGGCUGCCUUCAGAUGUCUUCUAAAAGUCUGGUAGUAGUUGUUCUCUUUGACAUCUGGUGGGAGGGCAUUCCACAGGGAGGGUGCCACUACCGAGAAGGCCCUCUGUCUGGUUCCCUGUAACUUGGCUUCUCGCAGUGAGGGAACCUCCAGAAGGCCCUCGGUGAGGGUGGGAGUUGUGUAGUCCAGGGACACAUUUUGUUGUUGUUUAGUCGCUUAGUCGUGUCCGACACUUCGUGACCCCCUGGACCAGAGCAUGCCAGGCACUCCUGUCUUCCACUGCCUCCCGCAGUUUGGUCAAACUCAUGCUGGUAGCUUCAAGAACACUGUCCCACCAUCUCGUCCUCUGUCGUCCCCUUCUCCUUGUGCCCUCCAUCUUUCCCAGCAUCAGGGUCUUUUCCAGGGAGUCUUCUCUUUUCAUGAGGUGGCCAAAGUACUGGAGCCUCAGCUUCAGGAUCUGUCCUUCUAGUGAGCACUCAGGGCUGAUUUCCUUCAGAAUGGAGAGGUUUGAUCUUCUUGCAGUCCAUGGGACUCUCAAGAGUCUCCUCCAGCACCAGAAUUCAAAAGCAUCCAUUCUUCGGCGACCAGCCUUCUUUAUGGUCCAGCUCUCACUUCCAUACAUCACUACUGGGAAAACCAUAGCUUUUACUAUACGGACCUUUGUUGGCAAGGCGAUGUCUCUACUUUUUAAGUACACAGGGACACAUGGGCUGCAUCAAUAACAUGUAGCAGCUCAAAUGGCCACAGUGCUCUACAUGAAUUUUCUUGGAAGUCCAGACACUUCACAUUAGCUGUUUUUAUAAUCCUUCAUCGUGUUAAUUCCUGUAUUGUGUUGGGCUCACCCAAAGUCCUGCUUAUGUCCACAGGGAGCCAGGGAUUUCCUGGUUAGCAGUGCAGCUUUCUAGUGGCUCAGCUCCACAGGCGCUUCUGAUUGAUAGGAGAGAAAGGCAUUGUUUCAAAGUAAUGUCUCCUUCUGCACUGAGUCAUAGGGGCUUAUAUUAGAGUUGAGGGGUCUUAGCUCAGCCUUGUAAAUUGGCCUGUACUAUUGCGUCCAAGGGAUGCGGGUGGCGCUGUGGGUUAAACCACAGAGCCUAGGACUUGCCGAUUAGAAGGUCGGCAGUUUGAAUCCCUGUGACGGGGUGAGCUCCCGUUGCUCGGUCCCUGCUCCUGCCAACCUAGCAGUUCAAAAGCACGUCAAAGUGCAAGUAGAUAAAUAGGUACCACUCCGGCGGGAAGGUAAACGGCGUUUCCCUGCGCUGCUCUGGUUUGCCAGAAGCGGCUUAGCCCUGCUGGCCACAUGACCCGGAAGCUGUACGCUGGCUCCCUCGGCCAAUAAAGCGAGAUGAGCACCGCAACCCCAGAGUCGGCCACGACUGGACCUAAUGCUCAGGGGUCCCUUUACCUUUACUAAAAAGGAGACAGGGAAGACAUCCAUCCCGAUUGGUCGUUACAAGAACAUACAAUGCAAUACAGCCACAGGAUACUUUGGUAAAAUAAUAAUAGACGAUAAUAAGAGGGAGAGUUUGAUUCGCUUCUGUUGUCUUGCCUUCCGCUGCAGAAAACAAUAGAGUCUGAGACAGUCAAGACCUCUGAAGUCCUUAAAAAGAAAUUUGGAGAAAUCACAGACACUGUCAAAGACGUAAGUAUGUGUUCGUAUAUGAUGGAUAUUUAGGGUUAUGUCUGGUGUUGCUUAUAUUUCAGAGCAGACCCGCUGAAAUGAAUGGGCAUGGCUAACGGAGGUCCAUACAUUUCCACAGGUCUGCCUUCGAACGAGACUUAGUUGGCUACAGCUCUUCAGCUCCUGGUUUUGUUUUACAUUUCUGACUAUUCCCUGUCCCAGAGAUUGGGGAGGGGAAGUAUCAAAGGGAGAUAACAAGGAAGGCUGGAAUGAGAAAACGCAGGCAGCGUCUGCAAGAAAUGGUUGGGAGUGUGAAGUCACCUGCUGAGGGUGCCCGCCAGUCAGUUGUGCCCUUUCCCUUCCUCUCCAUUUUCUUCCUUCCCACUCGCCUGCCCCUCCCACAGUUGGUCGGAUUUCUGUGCUGCUUACAUUUUCAGUUUUCAUUGAAACGUUUUAGAGCCACAUGGACCUUUUCUGGUAAUAAUAAUAAUAAUAAUAAUAAUAAUAAUAAUAAUAAUUUAUUAUUUGUACCCUGCCCAUCUAGCUGGGUUUUCCCAGCCACUCUGGGCAGCUUCCACAAAGACCCUAAAUACACUAAGAUGUCACACAUUAAAAACUUCCCUGUCAGGUAGUUGUUUAUCUCUUUGACAUCUGAUGGGAGGGCGUUCCACAGGGCGGGUGCCACCACCGAGAAGGCCCUCUGCCUGGUUCCCUGUAACUUCACUUCUUGCAGUGAGGGAACCGCCAGAAGGCCCUCGGCGCUGGACCUCAGCGUCUGGGCAGAACGAUGGGGGUGGAGACGCUCCUUCAGGUAUACUGGGCCGAGUAUAUCUGGUAGUUCAGCAAGCCUCAGGUUUUAUGUAAUCAUUUACAGUGGUAUCUCGGGUUACAUACACUUCAGGUUACAUACGCUUUCGCUAACCCAGGAAUAGUGCUUCAGGUUAAGAACUUUGCUUCAGGAUGAGAACAGAAAUCGUGCUCCGGAGGCAUGGCGGCAGCGGGAGGCCCCAUUAGCUAAAGUGGUGUUUAAGGUUAAGAACAGUUUCAGGUUAAGAACGGAACGAAUUAAGUACUUAACCCGAGGUACCACUGUAUUGCAUUGAUAAUCUCACUUUUUCUCUGAGAAACCCAAAGUGGCCUUCCUAGUUCCUCUCUCCUCACCCCACAUUUUAUCCUCACAACAGCUCUCUGAGGUAGGUUAGGCUAAGAGACUGUAACUGGCCCGGGAUCACUCCAUGAGUUUGAUGACGGAGCGGGGGAUUUGAAUCUGGGUCUGCAACACUAUCGUGGCAAUGCUAUUGAGUUCACCACGAACCAUAGCAAUUGUUUCAACGGAUUUCUUGUUUGAUUUAUAUGCUGUUGUGUUUGGUAUUUCAGCGGCCUUAUUUUUGUUGUUGUUCGUUUGGCGGUAUUGUGAUGAUUGUGAGCCGCUUUGAGCCCAGAAUUGGUUGUUGGGGGAAAAGCAGAAAGCAAAUAUUAAACCGACUCGCUGCGCAAGGAGUGUGCCGGAUCCCUGUUGUGCUUGGAUGGUAGUGCUUUCGCUAGCUGAGGAUGCUGGCUGUAAAGGCUGUGGCAGAUUGCAGAGGUGGAAAAUUGACGUUUGAAGUAAAAUGAGCACAAGGAAGUGAUUCUCAUAUGCUGCUCAGAAUUAUGUUUUGUGUAGAGCUGGGCGGUAUUGCAAUUAAUUGCCCGAAACCGGUAUGACGGUCAAACCGCAAUACAGUGGUACUUCGGGUUACAUACGCUUCAGGUUACAUACACUUCAGGUUACAUAUGCUUCAGGUUACAUAUGCUUCAUGUUACAGACUCCGCUAACCAGAAAUAGUACCUCGGGUUAAGAACUUUGCUUCAGGAUGAGAACAGAAAUCGUGCUCCGGUGGCGUAGCGGCAACAGGAUGCCCCAUUAGCUAAAGUGGUGCUUCAGGUUAAGAACAGUUUCAGGUUUAGAAUGGACCUCCGGGACGAAUUAAGUUCUUAACCUGAGGUACCACUGUACUGCUUUCAGACUGAGCUAGUGAUAUGUUGCAGCUCCAUGGCUGCUGCAAGCACAGCGUAUCUCACUCCAAUCUGCUUGCCUGCCAGCAUUGUGCUAGCAGCAGUCGGAAAGCCAUGAUAUAUCGCCGGCUCAAAUUGCCUUGCUCAGCUGAGAGGCGGGCGGCAGCGUUAGAAACUGAUAUAUGAAAGCUAGGAGCUAAAUUGCACCUUAAAACCUAGGUUAUGGGCGCAACAACGGAACAUCUAGGUGCACUUUUUUAAUAACAAAAAUACAAAGCUGAAAAUGAAUGAACUGCAGUUAAAAUAUUAUGUUCAUUUUUCACACCGUCUAGGUCCAUAGGUAGGCAAACUAAGGCCUGGGCGCUGGGUCCGGCCCAAUCGCCUUCUCAAUCCGGCCCACGGAUCGUCCGGGAAUCAGCAUGUUUUUACAUGAGUAGAAUGUGUCCUUUGAUUUAAAAUGCAUCUCUGGGUUAUUUGCGGGGCCUGCCUGGUGUUUUUACAUGAGUAGAAUGUGUGCUUUUAUUUAAAAUGCAUCUCUGGGUUAUUUGUGGGGCAUAGGAAAUCGUUCAUUUUUUCCUUCAAAAUAUAGUCUGGCCCCCCACAAGGUCUGAGGGACAGCGGACCGGCCCCCUGCUGAAAAAGUUUGCGGACCCCUGGUCUAGUCCUUCCCCUGCCCGUCCCCCCAAUAUUCUUGAGAGGGUCUCUUCUCCAGUCUUCAGAGAGUAGCUGGAAGUGGGGAGGCAGAAAAAGGUCCUCCUUUCCUUCCAUUUUGCAGUUUUAAUCUGAAAUCUUAGGUGUGGUGUUACACCCAGGGCUCAUAAACUGCUUGCGCUAAUGGAAAUCCCUGUUGCAAAAUGCUCCCAGAAUUUCAGACAUUGUGAUAUAUCGGUACAUUGUGAUAUUUAGCUGCUGAUGUAUCACGAUGCUGAAAAGCAGAUGCUGCCUGGCCUAGUUUUGUGAUGUGUAUUUGGGAACACUGUACAUUGCCUGCAUUUCUCAAACGUUGGGACUAUGAUUAAUGCUUAAGCUGCAGAAAGAUGUAUUGUCUGCUGUAAUACUUGGGUUCAGCUGUUUCACUUGUGGCCAUUCUUUUCAGUUCACCCAGGGGGGCGAAAUUUGUUCGCUUUCGUUGACGCUCGAUUGUCACUGGCACACCUGUGAAUAACCUGUGCUUCUGGAAUUACUUACCUGUGUGGUGCAGUGGUUAAGAGCGGCCGUCUCGUAAUCUGGUGAACCGGGUUCGAUUCCCCGCUCCUCCACAUGCAGCUGCUGGGUGACCUUGGGCCAGUCACACUUCUCUGAAGUUUCUCAACCCCACUCACCUCACAGAGUGUUUGUUGUGGGGGAGGAAGGGAAAGGAGAAUGUUAGCCGCUUGGAGACUCCUUAGGGUAGUAAUAAAGUGUGACUUUGGGUUAGUCACACUUCUCUGAAGUCUCUCAGCCUGUUUGACAGUGGGAGGAAAACCCUCGGAAGGCGGUCGACUCUCCUUCCUUGGAGGUUUUUCAGCACAGCUUGGACGGCCACUUGCCAUGGGUUCUUGAGUUGGGAUUCCUGCAUUGCAGGGGGUUGGACUACAUGACCCUUGGGGUCCCUCACAACUCUACAGUUCUAGGAUGCUAUGAUUUAAAGUGCAUCCAGUGAGCAUUUAAAGCACAUGAUGUCCCCCAGAUGAUCCUGGGCAUUGGAGAUUCCCUCUCAGAGAGGCCAGUGUGGUGCAGUGGUUAAGAGCGGUAGUCUCGUAAUCUAGGGAACCGGGUUCGCUUCCCCGCUCCUCCACAUGCAGCUGCUGGGUGACCUUGGGCCAGUCACACUUCUCUGAAGUCUCUCAGCCCCACUCACCUCACAGAGUGUUUGUUAUGGGGGAGGAAGGGAAAGGAGAUUGUUAGCCGCUUGGAGACUCCUUAGGGUUAUAAAGCGGGAUAUCAAAUCCAAACUCUUCUUCUUCUUCUUCUGUCUUGCAUACCAGUGGCGUACUAGUAUAUAGAAGAUGGAAAAUUAUAUAUAUAUUUGGGAGCUCACCAUUAGUAGGGUGAAGGCUGCUGUUUGAUGGGGCUCGUGCCCCUGUGUCCCCCUCUUUGGGCAUGCCUCGUUUAAGGGCUUCUUUCCCUUUGGCUGCAGAGCCUCGACGAAGUCAGUAAGAGCGAUAUCGGCCGGAAGAUAAAGGAAGGUAUGGAAGAAGCCACCAAAACCGCGAAGCAGUCUGCGGAAUCGGUCACCCGAGGAGGAGAGAAGCUGGGACGGACAGCAGCGUUCAAGGCCAUUUCCCAGGUACGCUGUUCUCUGCCUGUGGCAGGCUGCCGCCUUACUCCCAAGUCAUCAUCAUCCUUUUUAUUCGACCGUCAGUCAGAAAAGAGUACAUUUUGUCAAUACACAGUUAAAAACAUCCAGGAAGAUUUUAAAACUUAGCCAACACUAAAAUGGGCUAAACAGAUAGCCCCAUAUCGAUACAGUCAAUUAUAGUCUUGCGACGCUUAAAAGCUAAGAAAAGAAAUUUGGCCACCGAGGAAGGUAUAGCUCUAGUGGCGUUAUUCAGCAAGUGUAAAACCUGGUUUUCUCCGGGUAGGAAGCUGAAUUGACAUAGGAGUGGGUCUAUAAAAUUUUGUCUAAGCUCUGCAUAAGAAGGGCAAGUCAAGAGAAUGUGUUCGGUGGACUCAACCACCCCCAUGGCACAAUGACAAGUUCUCUGGGCGUAUGGUACUCCCCUGUACCUUCCCCACAAUACCGCAGAGUCAAGGACAUUUAAUCUAGCCGCUGUAAGAAGUCUACGGUAUUCCACAUAGUGGAUUUCUGCAAGGUAGGGGGCUGGUAUGGUCCGAUAAAUCUGGUCCCCUAGGAACAUCCCUGGUUUUACCUGGGCUAUGUCCUCUUGUCUGGCAAUGUCACUCAGUCUCCGGGAGAUCACAGCUCUAGCUUGAUUGUACGUCAUAGACUCGAAGUAAAGGAGAGACAAUCCGCAGGAUUGAACCUCAUUAAUGACCUCCCUUUCCCACGAUGAUUGGAAAUCGUCCCUCAAUAUCAAGGGGGCAAUACCCACUGGUUUAAAACAAAGCUUGUUACUCCCAAGUAAGGCCAUCUAUACCUGGUGUUAACAGAUAUCCUCGCUUAGUGCAUGGGUAACGUGACUGCCGAUUAGGUGUGCUGUAAGAGACCGUAUUUUUCGCUCUCUAAGACACACUUUUUCCCUCCUAAAAAGUAAGGGGAAAUGUGUCUUAUGGAGCGAGUGCAGGCUGCGCAGCAAUCCCUCUUGCUGUUCUGGCUUCAGGGAUAGGCGUGCAAAGUCUCUUCCAACAACAUUUGAUUCAGAAUAUUUUUUUCUUGUUAUCCUCCUCUUAAAACUAGGUGCGUCUUAUGGUCUUAUAGAGCGAAAAAUACAGUAGAUUGCUCCCUGCAUUCACACAGCAGGCCGUUUUUUAGGCAGGUCCCGCUUUGGGAACACGGUGUGUUCCCAGGAAGAGGUGUUCGACGGAAAGGGCGCCACCACCGAAAAGGCCCUCUGUCUGGUUCCCUGUACCCUCACCUCCCGCAGGGAGGGAACUACCAGAAGACCCUGGGAGAUGGACCUCAGUGUCCGGGCUAGAUGAUGGGGGUGGAGACGCUCCUUCAGGUAUACAGGACCGAGGCCGUUUAGGGCUUUAAAGGUCAGCACCGACACUGCAAUUUGGGCUCUGAAACGUACUGGGAGCUAGUGUAGGUCUUUCAAGACCGGUGUUAUGUGGUCCCAGCGGCCGCCUCAAGUCACCAGUCUAGCUGCCGCAUUCUGGAUUAGUUGUAGAGUUAAUUGUCACCCUUGUUACAGAGAGGCUUGGCUGUCCUACACCAGAGACAGCGCCUUCAGUUUCCCCCUGCGUAACGCUCUUUUAGCAGACAUCACACAGAGGCAUAUUUGCUUCUUAGUGUUGGACAUCCCUGGAACAUGUCUGAAAUGUCCACCUGGGCUGCCACUCAUUUUAAUGUUUCCCCUGCUCUGCUUUCAGCGUUUUUUUCUACCUUCUCGUUUUUAUUUUCCUGCACCCUGCCCUGAUGUGAGGGCUACAUCACAGUAUGAUGAGCAGAGGCAGAUCAGCAGCUACAUCAGAGGCACUGGAUUAAAAAAAAAAGAAAUGCAGAUCUUACUUAACAUCACUUGUAGGGUUACAAGAAGUUUUGUAAGGAGGAUUUUAUAAAUUAUUGUGAAAAGGAUUAAGAUUAGCUGAUGUAAGAUUGGAUUUAUAGUAAUAAGCAUGGUACCAGGGACACGGGUGGCGCUGUGGGUUAAACCACAGAGCCUAGGGCUUGCCGAUCAGAAGUUUGGCGGUUCGAAUCCCCGCGACGGGGUGAGCUCCCGUUGCUCGGUCCCUGCUCCUCCCAACCUAGCAGUUCGAAAGCACGUCAAAGUGCAAGUAGAUAAAUAGGUACCGCUCCAGCGGAAAGGUAAAUGGCGUUUCUGUGCGCUGCUCUGGUUCGCCAGAAGCGACUUAGUCCUGCUGGCCACAUGACCCGGAAGCUGUACGCCGGCUCCCUCGGCCAGUAAAGCGAGAUGAGCGCCGCAACCCCAGAGUCGGCCACGACUGGACCUAAUGGUCAGGGGUCCCUUUACCUUCACCUUUACAGUCAUACCUUGGGUUACAGACGCUUCAGGUUGCGUUUUUUCAGGUUACGGACACGCCAAAACCCGGAAGUACUGGAACAGGUUACUUCCGGGUUUCGGCGGUUACGCAUGCGCAGAAGCGCUGAAUUGCAACCCGCGCAUGCGCAGACGUGCCGCUGCGGGUUGCGAACGUUCCUCCCACAUGGAUCACAUUCGCAACCUGAGCAUCCGCUGUCAUAAGCAAAAUUAGAAAGAAAUUUAGAAAACCAUUAGAAGGGCUUGAAGGAAGUCUUAGGCUGCGAUAGCCAAAGAUUUGUCAUGUGGUUUCGGAGUUGUUAUGUUGGAAAGUUUGUGCAAAAAUCAAUAACAAUUAUUUAAAAAGAAGAAGAACAGAAAUGCAGAUCUAUUUAAAUUUUUUUAAAGCCAGCCAAAGCAGGAAAGGGCUUUUUUCGGGCCGCACAGUGAAACACCAGGGCGGUUGUGGUUGGUUGACGGGGUGGACAAAUGCACCCUCCGGGGUUGGGUUUGCCAACUCAGGUGUUCUCUGUCCAGUUACUCCCAGAGUCUGCGGGACUCCUGCCCUCUCCGCUGUAACCGCCUCUUGCUCUUCCAGGGCGUGGAGACGGUCAAGAAAGAGAUCGACGAAAGUGUCCUGGGCCAGACGGGGCCUUACAAGCGGCCGGAGAGGCUCCGGAAGCGGACAGAGUUUGCUGGCGAGAGGCUGAAGGAAGAGAGGAUAUUUGAAGCCAACGAGUGAGUGAUGGCUGGGAAGGGGGUGCGGUUUGCAGGGGUGUCUGGGUGCUGCCUGUUGCUUCCCUGGAGGCAGAAGCCUGGCGGCGUGCAGUAGAGGAUGGGGGUCGAUGGAGGCCGGGGGCAAGCUCUGGACCCUAGUAUUGCUCUGACAGGGUCUUUGCUAGGAGCCCCUCUGUUACGGCUGCUGCUGGUCGUGGUAGGCAAGGCUGAAACGGAUGGAUGGGGGCUGUGACUUGUUGAAGGAGCAUCUCCACCCCCAUCGUUCUGCCCGGACGCUGUGGUCCAGCGCCGAGGGCCUUUUGGCGGUUCCCUCAUUGCGAGAAGCAAAGCUACAGGGAACCAGGCAGAGGGCCUUUUCGGUAGUGGCGCCCGCCCUGUGGAACACCCUCCCAUCAGAUGUCAAAGAGAUAAACAACUGCCUGACAUUCAGAAGACAUCUUAAGGCAGCCCUGUGUGACAUCUUAGUGUAUUUUUGGUAUUUGUGGAAGCCACCCAGAGUGGCUGGGGAAACCCAGCCAGAUGGGCGGGGUACAAAUAAUAAGUUGUUGUUAUUAUUAUUAUUAUUAUUAUUAUUAUUAUUGAAAAGCAGCUCCUCUCAGGGUGGGAAGAAGCUCAAGUGCUUUGCGUAGAGAAAGCCCCAGGUCCAGUCUCUGGCACUUUAUUUAUUUAAUCUGCACACCGCCCCUAAACCCGCAAGGCUCAGGUUCACAGCAUAAAAUCACAAUGUUAAAACAUAAAAUGCAUAUUAUGUACUUAAACAGAUCCUGCAAUUGUCUAAGGGGCCCUGCUCCAUGUGCCACCUCCUUGAGAGGUCCGGAGGGCGGCAACACGAGAACAGGACCUUUUAUGUGGUGGCUCCCCGUCUGUGGAAUUCCCUCCCCAGGGUGGCUCACCUGGUGCCUUUAUUAUACACUUUUAGGCACCAGGCAAAAGCAUUCCUUUUCAACCAGGCUGAUUGACAUCCAAUGCCCCUUUUAAAACGUGUUGGGGGUAAGGAAGGGAUUAUUGGGCUGCUCUCGUUUUUUUUAUUUUUGCUAUGCACGUUGUGCUUUUCCAUUGUGCUUUAUGCUACGAACCGCCCUGAGACCUGCAGGUAUAGGGGGUAUGGAAAUUUAAAAAUAAUAAUAAUAAUAAUUUUAUUCCUCCCUCCCCUUCAUUGGCUCCUCCCCUUCUUCCAGGGAGGCGAUGGGCGUUGUACUCCACAAGGACUCCAAAUGGUACCAGCAGUGGAAGGAGUUCAAGGACAACAACGUGGUGUUCAACCGUAAGCGGCGCCUGCAGGGAGAGCUCCUCCCCGUGUCUUCUCCCCUGCUUGGUCCUGUAAACGCAGGCUGAGUUAGGCAGGGCCCAGUGCCAUGCGUGAGGGAGGCAAGUGUCUCCACCCCCAGCGUUCAGCCCGGACACUGAGGUCCAGCUCCGAGGGCCUUCUGGCGGUUCCCUCACUGCAAGAAGUGAGGUUACAGGGAACCAGGCAGAGGGCCUUCUCAGUGGUGGGGCCCUCCCUGCGGGAAAUUCCCUUAUUCCAGCACUGCUUCCCGUUGCUAUCCCAGAUUGUUAGAUAUCCCGUAGGCUGUCCCCGGGACAGGUGAGGCUGCUGAUCCCUUAUUUUCAAAUCUGAAAGCUGACAGACGUGCCUCCGUUGGCUCCCAGUACAUUUCUGAGCACAAUUCAAAGUGUUGGUGCUGACCUUGAAAGCCCUAAAUGGCCUCGGUCCUGUAUACCUGAAGGAGCGUCUCCAUCUCCAUCGUCCAGCCCGGACACUGAGGUCCAGCACCGAGGGCCUUCUGGCAGUUCCCUCCCUGCGAGAAGUGAGGUAACAGGGAACUAGGCAGAAGGAUUUCCUGGUAGUGACGCCCUCCCUGUGGAACGCCCUCCCAUCAGAUGUCAAGGAAAUAACUCUCUGACUUUUAGAAGACAUCUGAAGGCAGCCCAGUUUAGGGAAGUUUUAUCGUGUUUUUAAUAUUCUGUUGAGAGCUGCCCAGAGUAGCUGGGGAAACCCAGCCAGAUGGGCGGGAAAUAAGUAAGUAAGUAAGUAAGUAAGUAAGUAAGUCAGGCCUCAUUGGGCCUCUUCACCUAGAGGAAUGCCCCCAUGCAGAGUGGAUUUUUUUGGGGUGGUGGUGGAGGGAAUGGGGCUGAGGCCGCUGCUGAUUCUGUCCCCCUCCCCACAGGGUUCUUUGAAAUGAAAAUGAAAUACGACGAGAGCGACAAUGCCAUCAUCCGGGCCUCUCGUGUUGUGACGGACAAGGUGACAGACUUCAUCGGUGAGUCUCUGUCCUUCCCUUUCCCCUUCAAGUGCCGCUGGCUGGCCCUAUAGGGACGCGGGUAGUGCUGUGGUCUAAACCCCUGAGCCUCUUGGGCUUGCCGAUCGGAAAGUCGGUGGUUCAAAUCCCUGCGACGAGGUGAGGUGAGCUCCCGUUGUUCCGUCCAACCAGUAGUUCGAAAACAAGUAGAUCAAUAGGUACCACUGUGGCGGGAAGGUAAGUGGCGUUUCCAUGCUCUCUGGUUUCCGUCACGGUGUCCCGUUGUGCCAGAAGCGGUUUAGUCCUGCUGGCCACAUGACCCGGAAAGCUGUCUGUGGACAAACACUGGCUCCCUUGGCCUGAAAGCGAGAUGAGCGCCACUACCCCAUAGUCGCCUUUGACUGGACUUAACCGUCCAGGGGUCCUUUACCUUUUACCUUUGCCAUCAGGUCUCCGUAUGGUUCGCAAAGUACGGUAAAUGGCUCUCCACCCCCCCUCUCUGCACAGAACUCCCUCUCUGACUAGAGUUGAAGCUCUGGGGCUGACGAGACCGGAGGGUGGGUGGAAAGGAAGCUGCGGCUGUUGCGCUACCCCACGUUUCAGCUGCUAGACGGCAGGGAGGCUGAGCAGUGUAAACAAAGCCCCAUGGCGCGUCCAGUCCCUUUGGGGCUUCCUCUGCCCUCACUGACUUACUCUCCGGACUCCAGGAGGGUCUCCUCAUGAGCCACAAGGACUCUCAAGCUCUCUCCCGCCAUUUCCCGGUUCAAACCUAUCUAUCUGUUUCCCAGUAAUGCACAUUGUCGACUGCUCAUAAGUGGGAUGAUGCCUGUAUUGCAUUGUGGUUUAGCGGUUGAAGUGUUGUCUAGGCACCUGUAGGAAGAAGCCCACUUGUGUCUCUCUCUGGCUUCUUCCAGAUGCCGCGCACAGGGUUUCUCCCCUCCAUCCCAUGGUCUUAAGGACUAACAGCUUGGUUUUUCACGGCAUAGGGAAGCAAAGCUGAGAGUUUUGGAUCGCUGAGUGAUUCUUCUGUUAGGAUAUAGUUCCGUUCCACCUUAGAAGAAACAGGCAUGACUGUUGUGUGUCACACGCCUGCUUACUUCCAGCACAGUCUGCUGGGAACUUCCGUUUGUAUAUGGCUUUUGCUAUCCGGUUGUUUGCUUGGACACGAAGCAGACAUGUUUCUUCCUUUGUUCCUGAACUAUGCUGAAUAAAGGUAAAGGUAAAGAGACCCCUGACCAUUAGGUCCAGUCGUGGCCGACUCUGGGGUUGCGGCGCUCAUCUCGCUUUACUGGCCGAGGGAGCCGGCGUACAGCUUCCGGGUCACGUGGCCAGCAUGACUAAGCCGCUUCUGGCGAACCAGAGCAGUGCACGGAAACGCCGUUUACCUUCCCACUGGAGCGGUACCUAUUUAUCUACUUGCACUUUGACGUGCUUUCGAACUGCUAGGUUGGCAGGAGCAGGGACCGAGCAGCAGGAGCUCACCCCAUUGCGGGGAUUUGAACCGCCGACCUUCUGAUCGGCAAGUCCUAGGCUCUGUGGUUUAACCCGCAGCGCCACCCGCGUCCCUUAUUGUGCUGAAUAAACGCCUGUAAAUAAUGCUUACUCAUGUCUCUGUCCGCCACUUCCAUUGUGAAGAUUUAUUCACACUGCUGAUAAGAGUGUGUCAGGUCUCUACAGGUCCCUGAGGCUUGUGUCGCUGAUUGAUGCUGUUCCGAAAACCGGAGUUCGCCCGGCUGCCGGCCGGUGGCUGGAGCCAGCUGGGGGGGCCUGUCAAAUGCCCCCGUCUCCCCAGACGCAUCCCAACAUCUUCACCCAUCCCUUUGGCCCCACAAAUAAGCCCUUGCUUAAAGUCGAGGCCUCCUGAAGCCCUGGCCCUUUUUCUCACACACCCCCAACGUCACUCUGAAUCCCCUCCAAAUGCCAACCCUCUGUUGCCUCUGAUUGUAUCGGCAGGCGGGCUGUUCUCCAAGACUGAAAUGUCGGGGGUCCUGACCGAGAUCCUCCGCGUCGACCCAAACUUCGACAAGGACCGCUUCCUCAAGCAGUGCGAGGACGACAUCAUCCCCAACAUCCUAGAGGCAGGUCUGGGGUGCGGGUGGGGAGAGACGGCUGGGGUGCAAGGGUGUCUUGUGUGCCUAAGCAGCGAGGGAGGGGUGGGUCGCUUAAAGGCAGCAAUGUGGGAAGUGGCCCUGGCAUCACAGCUGUUAAAACAGAGAAAUCCGAGGGCUCCCUUGGACAAAAACAAAGACACCAACCAGGAUAACUUGGAGCAAAACAGCAGCCUGUAGGCUUGGCCUUUAUUGGAUACUGUCGCGACAGGACUCCCACCCGCAACAAGAUGAAGCAAAAUGGAAGUCCAGAACAAAAGAAGACCCCAACUUUUAUUAGUUACAAAUCCCCCAAACUACACCCCUAUGACUACAUCACAACUACGGCACAACCACAUCACAAAAAGGAGGGGUUGAGGGAGGAGUUGUGGAGGUAACCUGAGUAUCUUGUCACCUGGCUGGUUCCUCCUUUCCCCCCUCCCCAUGAGUACUUUCCAGGUGACAGAGGGGAGUUUGCAGUUUCCUGCCCCCAAAGGGAAGAGCUGAUCAUUGUCCUUUGUUCCAGUCCGCGCUGAAUCCACUCCUAUAUGCAAGUUCUUGUGACCUUGAUGGUCUUCUGUCUGGGACCAUCAGGGUUGGCGUAGCAACUGGGCAGGGCCUCAAGGGAUGCUCAAGGGAUUAUGGCUGCCCUGUAUCAAACCUUCCCCAUUUUGUAGUCCUUCCUUCAUGGAGUAAAAUAAAAGUGGAACAGUGCAGAUCCGAUGUAUGGUUGAUUUUCUAUGAAUUUAUAACAGAAGCGUAGUGUGUGUUGUCAAAUUUGUACAAACUGAAUGAUGGGGGGGGGGCGGUUUUCCUGUGACACAGCAGAAAGAGAGAGAGUCAACUGAUGGCUUUCAGGAAGGUGUCCAAGUCCAGAGAAAGGAGGGGUGAGGCAGGAUCUUUCUCUAUUCAUUUUUAUUUAUUUAUUGAAUUUAUAUACCACCCUAUACCCGGAGGUCUCGGGGCAGUUCAAAGGAACGAAAACAAUCUCUGUCUGGAGUCAGGGCCCAGGAGCCAGAGGCUGGCUGGCUUUUCCCUGUCUUUCCGGCAUCUGUGCUCUCCUGCAGUUACACAAGCACAGUAAAACAGCAAAAGCAAAACAUAAAAAAACACCUUAAGCUGAAAGUGCUGUCCUUGCCCAAUGGAACUGAUACAUACGAGAAGGAAAGGGUCCCUUGCAAGGAAUUAGAGGACAAGAGGGAAUGGCAGGGGGUUGUACUUUUAGGUGUGUUUUUAAUAUUCUGUUGGGAGUCGCCCGGAGUGGCUGGGGAAGACCCAGCCAGAUGGGCGGGGUAUAAAUAAUAAAUUAUUAUUAUUGUUGUUGUUAUUUAUUUCUUACCGUAUUUUUCGCUCCAUAGGCCGCACCGGACCAUAGGGUGCACCUAGUUUUGGGAGGAGGAAAACAAGAAAAAAUUAUUCUGAAUCCCAGAAGCCAGAACAGCAAGAGGGAUCUGGCUUCUGGGAUACCGUGUGGCUGUUCUGGCUUCUGGGACAACCGCGCCAAGCCUCUUCAGGGCAGCGGGAUGAAGGCUCCCCCUGCCUGAAGAGGCUGCGCAGGGCUAAGGCAGAAGCCAGGACAGGCGCGUCACUGAAGGGGCGCUGCCCCUUCAGCGAAGCUGGAGAAGGAACAGAAGGAGACCCUUCUGUUCCUCCUCCGGCUUCCAGGUCAGGUGCGUCGCCGCGAAGCCAAGGAGCCUGCAUUCGCUCCAUAAGACGCACACACAUUUCCCCUUCAUUUUUGGAGGGGAAAAAGUGCGUCCUAUAGAGCGAAAAAUACGGUAUAUUACUAGAUGACUCUUGGUUUCCCAACUCUACAGUUCUCUGAUUUUACGACCUUUAUUAGAACUCGGAUGCAAGGAAGAGAGUUUGGGGAAAGUUUUAGAUUUAGGAAUAUCGGAACCUGCCUCGUACAGUGUCAGGUUCAUUGGUCCAUUUGACUCAAUAUUGUCUACCCAGACUGGCAGCAGCUCUCUGGGGUUUAGAGCAGAGCAGCAUUCCUACCUCUACCUGGAGAUGCUGGAGUGUGUGUGUGUGUGUUGAACCUAGGACCUCUCCAUGCCAAGCAGUCCCUCUACUCCGAGCCUACAGCCCUUAGGACCUUCGUGUACUCUCCGUUGUCCUUCUGCUUGUCCCUCUGUGGUUGCAGCUCCUUGUGUGUGAUUCUCUGUUGCCUCUCCUCCUUUCUUUAGGCCAUUAUAACCGGAGACCUGGACAUCCUCAAGGACUGGUGUUACGAGGCGGUGAGUGUUUGCCCCGGGAGAUGGCGUGGUUGGUCCUGGCGGGGUUCGUGGGUGGUGGCCAUCUUUCCAUCCUGACAUUCAGGAGUGUCCCAAAAAACGUUGCGAGGACAUGAGAGCUCACACAUUGCUCGCACGCUUCCCAAAGGCUCCUGGCUAGCCUCUACAAGAAGGUACCGUAUUUUUCGCUGUAUAAGACGCACCAGACCAUAAGACGCACCUAGUUUUUGGAGGAGGAAAACAAGGAAAAAAAUAUGCCGAAUCCCAGAAGCCAGAACAGCAAGAGGGAUCGCUGCGCAGCGAAAGCAGCUAUCCCUCUUGCUGUUCCGGCUUCUGGGAUAGCUGCGCAGCCUGCAUUCGCUCCAUAAGACGCACACACAUUUCCCCUUACUUUUUAGGAGGGGAAAAGUGAGUCUUAUAGAGCAAAAAAUACGGUAGGUUGCCAGAUUACAUCCAAGGAUGCUCUUUUUAACUUUGUGUGCAUGGGCAGUGGCGUAGCGUGGUGGCGGGCCCCCGGGGCAGUUGCCCCAGGUGCAGAAUUGUCAGGGCGCAAAAAUUCAACACCCGGCGCUGCCUCCAUACAGCUGGGUUCCGUUGAAAACGGCUUCUCCUUUCGAACCAGGGACAAGAACAACUCUUCUUACCUCUGUCAAGGAAUUCUACUCAAUAUUGAUCCAGAGCAGAACUCCGACGUAUAGCUAGCAGAGUAAAACUUAAACCCGUUGUGCAGGAUUCCCAAAAACAGACUAGAGGCAAUUGUAUUUCACCCAGCAGAGUUUUACUGCUACUGAAGGCAAAUAACAACAACAACAACAACAACAACUUAUUAUUUAUACCCCGCCCAUCUGGCUGGGUUUCCCCAGCCACUCUGGGCAGCUUCCACAGAGACCUGUCACACAUUAAAAACUUCCCUGAACGGGGCUGCCUUAAGAUGUCUUCUGAAUGUCAGGUAGUUGUUUAUCUCUUUGACAUCUGAUGGGAGGGCGUUCCACAGGGCGGGCGCCACCACCGAGAAGGCCCUCUGCCUGGUUCUCUGUAGCUUUGCUUCUCACAGUGAGGGAACAGCCAGAAGGCCCUCGGCGCUGGACCUCAGCGUCCAGGCAGAACGAUGGGGGUGGAGACGCUCCUUCAGGUAUACUUGACCGAGGCCCAUAAUGGUCACAAAUCCAAUACAUUCAGGAUUGGCCCUGUCCAUAAGAAAUUGGCCCAGUUGCAGCAGACUUAAACUGACAAUAACUUAUAAUAAGACUGAAACCUUAACACUAAGCAUACUAUGUACAGAACACCACACCAGAAGGAGAAGAGAUAGAAACAGAAAGUGAAGCCCAGUCUCCUUCUGGCCUGACUCUUAUAGUCAGCAUGACCUUGACAGAAGAGGUAACAGAACCGGUUUAAACCAGCUGUAUUCCGCUUCUCUGAAGGAAUAACCCAAACAUCACGAACCUUCUGCUUGUUCCUUUCACACAGAAGCUUCCAGAACCCUCGUGAAUUAAGUAGACUGGGAAAGAUCAGAUCAAUACUUUCUGCACUAAGAAAUGCAGACCGACAACCUCUGCAGCUGUGAUCUGUGUGGCGCAGACGUUGUUAGGCCGUUAAAUGCGCAUGCGUACUCAGUCCAUUUUCCUCCUCCUGUUCAGUCACAGGCACUGGCAGCCCAGGCUACACCACUGCACACAGGUCCCGCUGUCUUCCUGCUCAGUAUGCGAAAAUUCAUAUAUCCGCACACAAGGAAUUAUGCCCAAACUUCACUAUAAACACCGCAAAGUUAAUUUGCUUUCUUCCAUGUUUUUCCUUGCUUGUUUCUGCCCUGCUGCUUGGUGGCACCCAUUUUUGAGCAGAAACAAUGGAAGGAGGGAGCGAGAUCAGAUAAACUGAAAGACCAGGAGAGACCCAGAAAGUUACCGUAUUUUUCGCUCCAUAAGGCACACUCUUCCCCUCUUAAAAAGUAAUGGGAAAUGUGUGUGCGUCUUACGGAGCGAAUGCAGGGGGAGGCAGGCAGGAAAAGCCCCAAGCUCCGUGCGGCUCUUGGGGGCUUUUCCCCAGGAGGGAGAAGGGACUGACGCAGCCACCCAGUCCCUUCUCCCUCCUCGUAGAAAAGCCCGCAGAAGCCGCACGCUCCUUAAAGGCUGUGCGGCUCCUGUGGGCUUUUGCGGGAGGUGGGGGAAUUGCCAUAGCUGCGCGCAGCCUCUCCCGGCUGGAGAGGUUGCGCGCAGCUAAAGAGGAAGCCAAGACAGCCAGCAGGAUGGAUCUUUGCUCUUUGGGGCGGUGGGGGGGGGGGACCCGGGCUUCCCCCUGCAGCCCCGAGAAGCUCUGGGAGAAGCGGACAGGCUUUCCCCCCCUUGAUUUCCCCCUCUAAAAACUAGGUGUGCCUUAUGGAGCGAAAAAUACGGUAGUUUCCCCUGUUGUCACUCUUUUGUUGGUUGGCUGCAGUCAUUACAGGAAGAAACCAUUGAGAAAGGGGGCUGAUCUGGAAAAACCAGCUGCCUCCUUCCGGCCCUGGUGGCUGCUGGGCUGCUGCUGCCUGUUCCACAGUGUUGAAAAGCUGAUAUUGCCCAGCGAUGGGCGAUGGGAGAGACCCAAGUGCGCCGCCUUGAGGUCCUUGAAAGAAAGGGUUAUAUAUAUAAAUUUAAUAAAUAAAUACUAUGGGAAAAACUUCUUUCAGACUUACAGCCAACUGGCACACCCGAUUCAGCAAGCGAAAGUGAUGGGGCUUCAGUUCCACUCCAGGAUUUUGGACGUCGACAAUGUAGACGUGAGUGCCUGCCCCUCUUUCUUGGCCUGGACUGGGACAUCUGGCAGUCAAAGGUCCAGUGUGGUGUAGUGGUUAAGAGCGGUAGUCUCGUAAUCUGGGGAACUGGGUUCGCGUCUCCGCUCCUCCACAUGCAGCUGCUGGGUGACCUUGGGCUAGUCACACUUCUCUGAAGUCUCUCAGCCCCACUCACCUCACAGAGUGUUUGUUGUGGGGGAGGAAGGGAAAGGAGAAUGUUAGCCGCUUUGAGACUCCUUUGAGUAGUGAUAAAGCAGGAUAUCAAGUCCAAACUCUUCUUCUUCUUCUUUCGCUCCCUCCUGUCCAGUGGCAGAGUCUUAAUAGCAGAGCCUGGAGAGGAGGAGAGCUGGAAGAGCGCAAUAGCCUCGCAACUGCCUCAUUAGGACGCUGGUGGCGCUGUGGUCUAAACCACUGAGCCUCUUGGGCUUGCCGAUCCGAAGGUCGGCGGUUCAAAUCCCCGUGACAGGGUGAGCUCCCAUUGCUCUGUCCCAGCUCCUGCCAACCUAGCAGUUUGAAAGCACACUGGCACAAGUAGAUAAAUAGGCACCACUGCAGCGGGAAGGUAAACGGCGUUUCCAUGCCCUCUGGUUUCCGUCCCGUUGCACCAGAACCGGUUUAGUCCUGCUGGCCACAUGACCCAGAAAGCUGUCUGUGGACAAACGCAGGCUCCCUCAGCCUGAAAGCGAGAUGAGCGCCACAACCCCAUAGUCGCCUUUGACUGGACUUAACCGUCCAGAGGUCCUUUUACCUAUUAGGCCAACACCUACUGGGAACAGUUGCUUGCGCUGUCUUGCCUUCUUUGAAUAAAGAGCUAACUUCACUGACGCCAUGGUUUUUUCUUAAUCACUGAACUACACUUGGCGUGGGACGUGGGUAGCGCUGUGGGUUAAACCGCGGAGCCUAGGACUUGCUGAUCAGAAGGUCGGCCGUUCAAAUCCCCGUGAUGGGGUGAGCUCCCAUUGCUCGGUCCCUGCUCCUGCCAACCUAGCAGUUCGAAAGCACCUCAAACUGCAAAUAGAUAAAUAGGUACCACUCUGGCGGGAAGGUAAACGGCGUUUCAGUGCGCUGCUCUGGUUCGCCAGAAGCGGCUUAGUCAUGCUGGGCACAUGACCCGGAAGCUGUACACCGGCUCCCUCGGCCAAUAAAGCGAGAUGAGCGCCGCAACCCCAGAGUCAGCCACGACUGGACCUAAUGGUCAGGGGUCCCUUUACCUUUACCUAUAUUUAGCUAAAUAUGUUAAGAUAACUUAAUUGGAAAAGCUUGCAAAGAAUAGAUAGGCUUAGGAUUUAAAUACGUAAGCAUAAGAUUUAAGAUGUUUAAAGUUACCGUAAAUUAGAAAGAAUGAAAGAUGUUAAGCAAUCAAGUUAAGUUUUUGAGAAAAUCAAUUUUGGAAAACUUAAAAUGAUAUAUAAUGAAAUUCAGCCAAGGGGAUUUGAGGAAGUCACUUAAUAAUGUUACCAAGAUUUAAACAGGAUGUAUGUAUGUAUGUUUGUUUAUGUGUGUGUAUGUUUGUUUGUUUUGAAUUUUUGAAAAUUUAUUUAAAAAAUUGGAAGAAAAAAAAGAGCCUUGCGCUCUAUCGACCGAGCUACCGAGCACCGCUAUGGACUAGUAACUUGAAGUUUUUCUCCGCUUUGCAGCUCGCGAUGGGCAAGAUGAUGGAGCAGGGACCCGUCUUGAUCAUCACUUUCCAAGCUCAGUUAGUCAUGGUGAUCAAAAACCAGAAAGGGGAAGUCGUGGAAGGAGACCCGGUGAGUAAAAUUUCCCUUGCGCACUCAGAUCUUGUUAGCUGCCUUUAUUUAACCUUCUGUUGUAUCCAACCUGCUGGGCUAGGCUAGACAGACCUCUCCUGACAGACGGGUUCCCAAAGCAACUGUGAUUACCGUACUUUUCCAUGUAUAAGGCUAUGUUUUUUGCUUUAAAAAGCAUGCUAAUAAGUGGGGGUCGUCUUAUACAUGGACAGUUCAUAGGGUGGACAUUUGAUUGGCGGCUGUCAGCGGCUAUUGUGCAUGUUAUUGGUUGCUGUGUCAGCGGGUGGUGUUGAUUGGUUGACGCUCCGGCAGUUGGGCGGGCGAUUGGCAACUUCUGUUGGCGAUGGGAGGUGGAUUUUCUGACACAUGCGGGUGAGCGAUUUUUUGCAAUUCCCCGUACGAAAAGUUCAACAACUCUGGGCCAUCUCCCCCCAUUUUCUUAAAUUUGAGUCCCCCAAAAUACUCUUAUACAUGGGUGCGUCUUAUAGACGAAAAGGUACGGUAUUAUCAAAUAGCAGGGUGCUGCCCGUUAGGAUUAUAACCUCUUUACAACCUCAUGUUCCUGCAGCUUAGUUAGAUGAACUUUUGCCUAAAAACAAAGGAAUGAACCGUCAUUUCCAAAUCUUUUUUUUGGGGGGGGGGGAAGGUCACCCCGAAAUCAAUGAACCAGUUUUUGUAUGUGUAACUGUAUUAUGCAAUGUGCAUAGCAUGCGUACAGGAAAAGCAGAGCUUGCAAGUUUUCUAAUACCUGUACGGCGCUUUGCACAUCGUACAUCGCCUAUUAUUGUUUAGAUUAAACCGAGGUGGCGGUUUGUCUUUUGUUUCCGUUGCAUUCGACGCAAUGUUCCCGCCUCACUUGGAUUGCGCAUUCUGCGCGCACCGAUUACUUCUUGGGAAUCCAGAGUAGGAUGGCUCCUGCUUCCGGCGAUUCUCCCAAUACAGGUUUAGGAAGUCUCAGGCAGCUGCAAAAGUUCUAAACAGUUCCAUAAAGUUUUAAAAAAUACUUAUGAGUUAUAUGCAUGGCGAUUCCAGCUUUUCAUUCCGGAGUUCAUUUCAUCCCGAGCUUUUCAUUCCGGUGUGACUUUUUUCACAACUGAGAAGAACUACCGUAUUUUUUGCUCUAUAAGAUGCACUUUUUCCCUUCUAAAAAGUAAGGGGAAAUGUGUGUGUGUGUCUUAUGGAGCGAAUGCAGGCUACGUGGCUAAGCCAGAAGCCAGAACAGGGAGAGGGAGGCUUCACGGGCUGCCCCAGAAGCCAGAACAGUGAGAUGGAGCGCUGCGCAGCGCUCCAUCUCGCUGUUCUAGCUUCAGGGUUAGCGGCGCAAAGCCUCCGCAGGGCAGCAGGGUGCCUUCAUCCUGCUGCCCUCCGGAGGCUUCGCGGGCUGUCCCAGAAGCCUCCACAGGGCACGGGGAUGAAGGCUCCUCGUGCCCUGCGGAGGCUUCGCGCAAAGCUAGACCAGCUAUCCCAGAAGCCAGAACAGCAAGAGGCUAUCCCAGAAGCCAGAUCCCUCUUGCUGUUCUGGCUUCUGGGAUUCAGAAUUCCCCCCCCUUAUUUCCUCCCCCCCAGACUAGGUGCGUCCUAUCAUCUGGUGCGUCUUAUAGAGCGAAAAAUACGGUAGUCCCUUUCCCAGUGUUUCUGAUACAGGAAAUUGUGGGGUGGGGGGGUGGGGGAAGGGAGUCAAAAAGUUAUAACCCUAGUCCCCAUGCCGCGAUGUGAACUGGCCUUAACUCUGAACGUCCCCCCGUUGCAGGAGAAGGUUCUACGGAUGCUUUACGUUUGGGCCCUCUGCAGAGACCCGGACGAGCUCAACCCUUACGCCGCCUGGAGACUGCUGGACAUUUCUGCAUCAAGCACUGAGCAGAUCUUAUGAGCUCGGCGUCUCCUCUGCCCGCCUCUGCCAGAAGACGGGAGCAGCGCUUCUUUCCUCGCACGGAGGCCAGACAGGAGGGCAACUCGGGUGUGGCGCUGCUUUGCCGGGGACGCGGGAGUGCCAACUCCAAGGCCGACAGCGGGGAAAGACAGCGGGGCAUGGGGUGUUUCCUUGACACUGGAGCAGUGUGCCAAACUCUUGUUCUCGGGGAGGACAAGCGAGGAAAGACCCCCGCUUCGGAUUGCGGCGCUAAGGAGUCUGAGGUGCACUUUGCCAAAGCAGCCCGGCUCGAUGUCCCCAUUCCCCCUGCGCUUCGGGCGACAACCUGGCCUUCGCGGUGCCCACCCGGCAGCAGAACCAAAGAGGCGCUCGUUUGCCACGCCACCCUGUUUUUUGCAGGUGGAUGUCAAAGGCCCGAACUACGGUUGCGGAGGAAGGGGAACGGCUCUAUGGGGCAGGGGAAGUUCUUUCAGCUUGGGUUGCUGCUCCGGGGAAUGGAGGGUCCUGUCGUCGUCCCCCCACAGUUGUCCUUCCGCUGCAAGCUUGGCACAUGGAGCAGUUGGGAGGGGGCUACAGCUGUGAGGGGUUGUGACAGCCCUCAGCCCCAAGACACACACACACACACACCCUGCCUGCCCCAAACACUCGGAUUUGGCCUGAUCUGGGCACGUGGUAUCAUGGCAAUAGAUUCUUCUACCACCUCUGUAAAUUAAAUACGUAUAUCCAGC
Molecule: messenger RNA, 25957 nt
Organism: Podarcis lilfordi (Lilford's wall lizard)
Lineage: Eukaryota; Metazoa; Chordata; Lepidosauria; Squamata; Lacertidae
Source: the annotation of a GenBank genome assembly